Lineus longissimus is the source of this 1338-nucleotide messenger RNA. Its product is annotated as coiled-coil domain-containing protein 160 homolog. The transcript is spliced from 4 exons. NCBI's taxonomy places the organism in Eukaryota, Metazoa, Nemertea, Pilidiophora, Heteronemertea, Lineidae. The coding region runs from base 67 to 1113 and encodes 348 amino acids. The record is from RefSeq and is a predicted model, not a curated record.
UACGGUUUUUCUCAAUUUCGUGUGCAGUUUUUAGAAUUCUACAAAGUUGAUCUUAACUUAUAAAAGAUGAAUACAAGUCUUAAAGUUAAACCCACCGUCAAACAAGGCUGCCAGCUAAAAGCAAUGCGGCAUUUCCGAGACCCUGCAAAAGAUGAAGAGCAAGAAGAAGGGGAAUCCCAUAACCAAAACCAGCAUUGGAUCGAAAAACUCUUCCCUCCGACCUACGCCUUUGAUCAUAGUGAUGUUGUGGAGAAGCCUUAUGAAGAACCAAAGGGCAUCAUCGGGACAAAACUGGAGCGAUUUGAUGCUGAGAAGAUGAGAGAGAUUUUCCAUCGUGUUCAUGCACUUUAUAUGUUUGAGGAGGAAUUUGAACGGGCAAAGAAAGCAGAAAAGGAGGGUAAUCCUCAUGACUUGUCAAAAGAGAUACAACAGCUAGAGAAAGUGAAGGAUGAACCAAGUGACGUCGACAUUGAGGACUCGACACUCUGGGACGCACAAGAGAUCGGGGUACUGAGAUCUGUCUUCAAGGAAGCAAAGAGACAGAAUAGAAAGAUGCAGAUCGUCUUGGAGGUGAAACUCCGGCAGCUAUGGUCAGUCGAGAAGAAGUACAAGGAACAACAUGAUCUUCUUGACACAAGCACUAAACUUUUAAAUGAAGCAAAGGCAGCAAACGAACGCCAAGACAUUCUUGUAGCAAACUUACACGGGCAUCUCAAAUGUGAAAAGCAGCGUGUUCAUGCUUUGAUUGAGGAAAUCAAAGAGUUGAAACUGAAGAAUGUUGAUUUGAAUGAUCACAUUCAGAUGUUAAGGAUUGACUUAGAUCGGGAGAGACGAGAACGUCGACGGAAGGAGCUUGAUUUGGAGGAGCAGAAUCAGGCGUCGGCACGUGAGCAGAUACUACGUGAGGAAAGGGUUGAUUUACUCCAUGAACAGGAGGUGGUUAAGCUGCAUGAUCAAAUUCACAAGUUGGAGGAGGAGUUAGCAAAGGAGAAACAGGAUCAUGCGACAACAAAACGAGGUCUUGAUCAUUUGAGGACUCAUUUUGCAAGUUUGCCAUUUGGUGGUACUGUAAGUAGUGGUUGUGAUAAACUGAAGAAGUUGGCUCUAUAUUGAGUGGACCUUUUAAUUUGGAGUUUGCAAUAGUUACCACUGCUCUUGUGUGGGAUAGUCCGAUAGGUGACUCGAUCCUGCUAACUUAGCAUUUGAUUCAAAGUAUCAUACAGGGAGUUUUGAGUAAGACUGGCUGAAGAAAAUACUUGAUCAAUAUUGUAACAUAGCAUGUAGUUAUUGAAAUACCAAUAAUGUAUUGAGCUGGCACUCAUUUUGUUAAAUAAAACA